This is a messenger RNA of Olea europaea var. sylvestris, 655 nucleotides long. Its product is annotated as DNA-directed RNA polymerase III subunit rpc3-like. The record is from RefSeq and is a predicted model, not a curated record. Gene Ontology annotation, cellular component: RNA polymerase III complex. The transcript has 3 exons. NCBI's taxonomy places the organism in Eukaryota, Viridiplantae, Streptophyta, Magnoliopsida, Lamiales, Oleaceae. The annotation marks the transcript as partial. Gene Ontology annotation, molecular function: single-stranded DNA binding.
UUUUGUUCUUAGUAUAAUAUUUGUGCAUUGUGUUAUAAUGCUGUUAUUUUUUUGUACAUUUUCUAAUAUCACCAGCACUGACAAAACUUUUUGGGUCCACCCCUGAUCUUUGGAAUUCUGUCAUUUGAUAAAUUUUCUUGUGUGGCAGCUGUGAUCCAUCAUUUCCAUCAGUGGAGCGCAUACCAUAUGCUCAAGCGUUACCAUAUGCUCAAGCGUUAGUUUUGGUUUCGCUGAGAGAAUUGGCUCUGUUUGGUUUUCCAAUUUAACCAAACCGACUUUUCGCGCCUCUCUCCCUCUCUCUGUCUCUCUACAAGCAGCCAUGGUGUCGCAAUAUGGAAUCAAACUUGCCACCUAUUUGAUUUCCUCUUCCUAUGGCGACCUUUGCUCUAAAGUAUGUGAGUGUUUGCUCAGUAGAGGAACCCUAACUCUCGCCCAAAUAAUUCGAUUCACAGAGCUCAGCAGAGAAAAUGUCAUAAACUGUUUACGCGUUUUAAUACACCAAAAUUGCGUCCAAGCCUUCUCCAUUCAGCAAGAAGUUGAAUUUGGCGAGGCGCCGAAAAUUGUGACGCAGUACAUGGCGCUAUUUGACAACAUGAUUCACAAAAUGAGGUUCCCAAAGUUCAUGCAAAUUGUUUCUGAAGAGCUUGGGUUAGAU